Messenger RNA from Enterobius vermicularis (human pinworm), 624 nucleotides. Lineage: Eukaryota; Metazoa; Nematoda; Chromadorea; Rhabditida; Oxyuridae. The record is from the annotation of a GenBank genome assembly.
CCACCACCACCACCACCACCACCACCACCACCACCAUUGCCGCCCCCGCCACCGCCACCACCACCGCUACCGCCACCGUCACCGCCUAGACCAUAUCCGCCAUAUCCUCCUUUAAUGCCAAGGUUCCCGUUCUUUUUUCCCCGAUAUCGACCGCCAUAUCGUCCAGAGUACCCUGAAGACAGUGAAUCAAGACUAUUGGACCAACCACUGAGUGGUAAUGAACCUCUACCCUUUGCUGGGAUGCAAAGAUCAUAUACGCGCACCAAACGAGAUGCAAAAAACGAUAUCCUCGGGAAUAGAUUUGACAUUUCUUGCAUCAGUAGGGGAGAAGUAGAAUCCGAAGAAUCAAAUUUGAUGAAUCUGUGUGGUGCUUGUUGGACUUGGCGACAACUUCCAGAAGAUUAUUUUCCAAGAUUGGUCAAUGAACUCCUAUGCCAUAAAGACAGUGAAGGCACUUGCCUCUCUGGGUGGGGAACUUGUCACCAACGGUACCGUAACGUUGAUGUCCUCAAAAAGGUUGCAGGCAAAUGGGAGACCACAACUAUCUCUAUCGCUAAUUGUUGUGACUGCAAAGUUAGGGCUGGAACUGAGGCUCACGCAUUGGUAAUUGGCAAAUAUACUUAA